Messenger RNA from Puma concolor (puma), 1536 nucleotides. NCBI's taxonomy places the organism in Eukaryota, Metazoa, Chordata, Mammalia, Carnivora, Felidae. The record is from RefSeq and is a predicted model, not a curated record.
AUGGGAGCUCUGUCUUCCCAUGAUGCUCCCCUUUCCCAAGAGCGGAGCACAGAAGAGGGGGAAGUGGCAGCUCUGCGACUCACAGCUAGAUCCCAGGCAUCAGUGACAUUCAAGGAUGUGGCCAUGGACUUUACCCCAGAGGAGUGGGGGAAGCUGGAUCCUGCCCAAAGGGAGGUGAUGCUGGAGAACUAUAGGAACCUGGUGUCGCUUUGGCUUCCAGUUUCCAAAUCUGAGAACUACAGUUUGGAGAGCGGAAAAGAACCACUGAUGCUUGAGAGAAAAGCCCCCAAAAGCAGCUAUUCAGACCUGGAGGCUAAACCCGAGGGCAAAGAUUCAACUUCAGUGCAAGAUAUUUCCAAAGAAGAAUCAUGCCAAGCCGCAGUAAUAGACAGACUGACAGGAAACGGUGUCUAUGGCUCCAGCUUGGAAACAACUCUUGAAUGUGAAAAUUGGUUAGAGAAUCAGCAAGGAAAUCAGGAGAGACCCUUGAGAGAAAUGUUCACCCAUGUGAAUUCACUCCCCGAAGAAGGAGCUCAUGAGCAUGACGUAUAUUGGAAAAACUUUGGUCAGAAGUCUGUUCUUCUCACUCAAGACAGAGUUCCCAAAGGAUCCUAUGCCUUCCAUACACUUGGAAAAAGGUUGACACCGAAAUCAAACUUAAUGAAAAAGCAAAGAACCUGUAAAGAGAAAAAACCUCAUAAAUGUAACGAUUGCGGGGAGCUCUUCACUUACCAUUCAGUGCUUAUUCGACACCAGAGAGUCCAUACUGGAGAGAAACCCUAUAGCUGUAAUGAAUGUGGGAAAUCUUUUAGCCACAGAGCUAAUUUAACUAAACAUCAGAGAACUCAUACCAGAAUUCUCUUUGAAUGCAGUGAAUGCAAGAAGGCCUUCACAGAAAGCUCAUCCCUCGCGAUACAUCAGAGAAUUCACAUUGGGGAGAGACCGUAUGAAUGCAAUGAAUGCGGAAAAGGUUUUAAUCGAAGUACACAUCUGGUACAGCACCAGUUGAUUCAUACUGGAGUGAAGCCGUAUGAAUGUAAUGAAUGUGAUAAAGCUUUCAUUCAUUCCUCAGCUCUUAUUAAACAUCAAAGAACUCAUACUGGAGAGAAACCCUACAAAUGUCAGGAAUGUGGGAAAGCCUUUAGCCACUGCUCAUCCCUUACUAAACAUCAGAGAGUUCAUACUGGAGAAAAGCCAUAUGAAUGUAGCGAAUGUGGAAAAACCUUUAGUCAGAGCACACAUCUUGUUCAGCAUCAGAGAAUCCAUACUGGAGAGAAACCCUAUGAGUGUAACGAAUGUGGGAAAACCUUCAGCCGGAGCUCAAAUUUUGCUAAACAUCAAAGAAUUCAUAUUGGAAAGAAACCGUACAAAUGUAAUGAAUGUGGGAAAGCCUUCAUUCAUUCAUCAGCUCUUAUUCAACACCAGAGAACUCAUACUGGAGAGAAGCCUUACAGAUGUGACGAAUGUGGGAAAAGCUUUAAGUGCAGUUCAUCCCUCAUCAGACAUCAAAGAAUUCAUACUGAAGAGCAACUCUGA